This is a messenger RNA of Selaginella moellendorffii, 1432 nucleotides long. Its product is annotated as lys-63-specific deubiquitinase BRCC36. The transcript has 10 exons. Lineage: Eukaryota; Viridiplantae; Streptophyta; Lycopodiopsida; Selaginellales; Selaginellaceae. Gene Ontology annotation, biological process: double-strand break repair. Gene Ontology annotation, cellular component: BRISC complex; BRCA1-A complex. The record is from RefSeq and is a predicted model, not a curated record. Bases 14 to 1153 code for a protein of 379 amino acids. Gene Ontology annotation, molecular function: metallopeptidase activity; cysteine-type deubiquitinase activity; polyubiquitin modification-dependent protein binding.
GGUUCUAGCGGGAAUGGCGCUCACGGGCGUGAAGAUCGGCGAUGAGGUCUGGAGGAGCUGCCUCACCCACGCGCUAUCGACGGAGACGGAGGAGGUGAUGGGGCUGCUUCUCGGCGACAUCAAAGAGGACAAGAGCAAAGGCACGGUGGAUGCUCUCGUCUGGGGCGCUGUGCCGCAAGCUCGCUCCGAUCGACGCAAGGAUCGCGUGGAGACUACUCCGGAGCAGCUUGCGGCGGCCAUGGCUCUGGCUGAGAGAUUAUCUAGGACGAUUGGAAACACGACCAGAGUUAUUGGCUGGUAUCAUUCACAUCCGCACAUCACUGUUCUUCCUUCUCAUGUUGAUCUUCGAACACAGCAGUCUUUCCAGAUGCUGGAUCCUGGGUUCAUUGGAGUCAUAUUUUCCUGCUUCGACGACGACGCAAACAUGGUCGGUCGAGUUCAAUCCAUAGCAUUUCAAUCUACCAAUGGUCGCCAAAGGAAAGUUUCGGGAUCUUUUCAGAGUUCAUCCGCUCAGCACUCCAGUUUUGGUUUUGGUUCCAACGGGGAACGGUCUUCCGUGGAUGAAGCCUCCUCGUCUCUCUCGACAGUUGUGGACAUCAACUAUACUCGUAGGAUAUCGGAUUCGUCAAGCAAUGAAAUCGAGCAGCGGCUUUCGCCAGGCAUCGAAGAAGCAAUGCAUCUUUCAAGUCUUGACACGAGUUCCGGAGACUUUUCACGAAAGGAGAUCCCAAUGCAAGUAGUUCCUGUGUCCACAUUCAACCUCGCCAAUCCUCCUCCCGAUCCUCUGCUUUCUUUGCAGCAGACAGUGUUUAACGAAGAAAAGGCUGCGUUUGAGAAAGCGAUGCAUCAAAGCAAACAGGGGCAGCGAAUCCAUCCUUUGGCAGCUUCACACCACUGCGUGACACACCAGGCGGCCCUUUUGAAACUUAUGGAACUCUGCCUUGUGCCUGCAAUGACGACGCUGUGGGACAACCUCCAGCAGAACAAAGCGCAGAUUGCGCUACUGCAUCAGGAAGAAGCAGCGCUUGGCCUUAGAUUCGAUCGGCAGGCAGCCAGGAAACAAGCCGGACAUGAUGGCACGCGAUGGAACUCAGAACGUACUCAGCAAAGAAUUCCCGAUUCUGAUCAACGUGUCCGAGGAAACACCGUAUGACGUGCUCUUAGUUUCCGCAAAGAGAUUGAAGAGGUCCCUCCAGUCGUAGGCAAGCAAAGUUUCGGAAGCUUCAACUCGGAGGCUUCUUCCGCUCGACGAGUUCAUGUAAGCCUUUUGUUAUUCUGAUCAUAGAAGUUGGAUGUUGCGGAUCCAGAGAGGCUACUUCAUGAAGCCCUCUAGAGUUCUCUUUGUCAUUGUGAAGCUUGAGAAUUCUGCAUGAUAAACUCCUUCAGGAUGUUUGUAACAUUUAAACACAAUUAAUUAUUUAAUAAUCAUGUU